This is a messenger RNA of Poecilia latipinna (sailfin molly), 1940 nucleotides long. RefSeq lists its product as uncharacterized. The transcript has 7 exons. NCBI's taxonomy places the organism in Eukaryota, Metazoa, Chordata, Actinopteri, Cyprinodontiformes, Poeciliidae. The record is from RefSeq and is a predicted model, not a curated record. Gene Ontology annotation, biological process: positive regulation of T cell proliferation; negative regulation of T cell proliferation; cellular response to lipopolysaccharide. Gene Ontology annotation, cellular component: external side of plasma membrane. The coding region runs from base 555 to 1925 and encodes 456 amino acids.
GAAAAAAACAUGUCCUCUAGUGGGGAUCCGUAAAAAACUGGACCUUUAAGAAAAAAAAGGUGAUCCGUAGUGGUAAAAUCGAUGUUAUGAUAAAACGGCCUGCCAAAUGCCAUAGUCUGCCUUGACACCAAUUACAGGCUGCUACGUCACAUAGCUGAGUCUCUCUGAUUGGUUCACUCUCCGCGUCCAGCUGCAAAAGUUCAGAUUUUCUGACUCGAGCAAGAGGCUCACAGUUUCCCACUUUUAGGGCGUUUCCGUUGAUCUUUCCGUCUGGGAAGUUGGGAUUUCCCAGUUUUUCAUUACCACUGUAACGCAUCAUAAGCUCCACCUUCACCUCCACCCUUUCCGCCUCAGCAGGGCUCAGCCUGCAGAGGAAAGUGAAAGUGAAAGUUUUCACUUUCUCAGUGUUUCAUCCAUUUAUUCUAGUUCCACCGCUUUCUAACUGCCUGUUGUGUUUAAGUUAAACUUCAGUGUUUUUAUGUCCCGACGAAACAUUUUCCACUUAGAAACGUGAAUGAAUCUAAAUUUCGGACGGAGACCGAACCAACCAGGAGAUGGAUUCUUCUCUGACUGCGUCUCUGCUGCUGCUGUCUGUGGUCUUCAUGCAGUUUGUCUCUGCAGCAGAUCAGAACAACGCGACAAUCAAAGCUGAACCUGGAGAGAACGUCGUUCUGACAUGUAAAGAUCCUGAUCAGGGGAAAAUCAAAAUCGCAGAGUGGAAGAGAACUGAUCUGGGAUCAUCAGAAUAUGUCCUCCUGUACAAAGAUGAUCAGCUUGAUCCAGGAGCCCAGCAUCCAUCUUACAGGGACCGAGUUGAUCUGCUGUGUAAUCAGAUAAUGAAAGGAGACGUGUCUCUGCUUCUGAAGAACACAACGACUGAUGACAGCGGGACGUAUGAAUGUCGAAUUGAUACAGAAAAACAUGUGGGGGAACUGAUCAGCACCAUCAGCCUCCAGGUUUCUCCUCCUCCUCCUCCAGAACAAUUUCCAUUCUGGGCCAUAGUUCUACUGGUUCUACUGGUUCCACUGGUUCUGGCUGCUGCUGCAGGAGUUUCAUUUUAUUUCUGGCUCCGUUGGAAACCAGUCCCAGAAAAGGUGGAGGUGGAACCAUGGGAGGAGUCUGUCCUGCUGCCCUUUAAGGUCCCACAUCGCCUGUGGUUCUGUAAAUACAGACUGUCUGUGGCUAAAGUGGAGUGGAGGAAUGUUAGAGACAACAGGAAGGUCCAUGUGUAUCAGAACGGUUCUGAUCAGCCUGGAGAACAGGACGAGUUCUACAGAACCAGAACCAGGAUGGAUGAAAACCUGCUGAAGACUGGAGACCUCAGUCUGAUUCUGAGACGACCCACUGAUGAAGACGAGAACCUCUACAGCUGCAGAGUCUACAACAGGAAGGGAGACGUCCUGAUGGAGAAACAAGUCUGGCUAAAGGUCAAAGUCCCAGAACAGGUGGAGGUGAAAUCAGGGGAGGAGUCUGUCCUGUUGUCCUGCAGAACCACAGAGAGUCUGGAUGGAGACACUAAAGUGGAGUGGGUGGACAAAUAUGACAGGACGGUCCAUGUGUAUCAGAACGGUUCUGAUCAGUCUGGAGAACAGCACCAGUACUACAGAACCAGAACCAGGAUGGAUGAAAACCUGCUGGAGACUAAAGACCUCAGUCUGACUCUGAGAUGGCCGAGAUAUGAAGACAGUAACAUCUACACCUGCAGAGUCUACAGAGACAGAGACGUCCUGAUGGUGAAACAAGUUAAUCUCUGGGUCAAAGUCCAACAGCUGCUGGGGACAGUCUGCAGCUUCCUGCUGUCCUCACUGAGGACAUUCUGUCCACCUGCUGCUGGUUGGACACAGCAGAGACAACACACAGCAAAGUGUCAGAUUUCCAGCACAAGUGCGGAAAGUUUAAAAUGCUUUGUUAAUUCAACAACAUGAGUGUGUGUGUGAGUG